CCCAGAGGGAGGGGAAACAAGAAGUGUUCCUUCCUGAGCUACUGAAGGGAUCCUGCGAUUAAAUGCAGACACAGUCGUGGACUGAGUAUUGAACCCAGGGCAGGUCUGAACACCAGCAAUUGGACUAACCCACUCUCAUGUUUUGCAGGGUCAGGCUUGUCAGUCGCUUAUCUACGUGGAGCCCUGGCACCAAUCACAAGCUGUGGAAGCUGGGCUGCUUCCUGCCUCAGUGCCCAAAGUUGAGCUGUAGAGGAACCAAGAUGUCUGCAGGUCAGAGUCAGAAAGCUGAGACCUGGGACAAAUGCACCUUACUAGAGCUGAAGGUGCCCUUUGCCAGGACUGAAAUUGGGACCUUUUUCCAAGAGCAACCCAGGAUUGGAAACCAGUACCUAGAAGAUGCUUUUCUUCAGCGUUACUUGAAAACACACCUGCCAUUCCAGGUGCUGGAGAAGGUGAGUCUGGAUCUGGAGAGGUUUGGGGCCCGUGUGGCGGCCGAGAUUGACUCUCUGGGGCGUGAGUGCGAGUUGAAUCCUCCUGCACUGCAGCACUAUGAUGCUUGGGGGCGGCGUGUGGACCACAUUGUCACUUGCCCAGCCUGGAAGAGGAUGAAGGAGAUUGCAGCGGAGGAGGGGCUGAUCGCUGAGGCCUACGAGAGGAAAUACUCCAUCUGGAGCCGUGUGCAACAGGUUGCCAAGCUGUACCUAUAUGCACCUUCUGCUGGCCUCUUCACCUGCCCGCUGGCCAUGACUGAUGGAGCAGCUAAAGUCAUUGAGUCUCUGGGUAUUUCCGGGCCCCUAGCGAAAGCUUUUGGCCACCUGACAUCACGCGACCCCAAGAAGUUCUGGACCUCUGGCCAGUGGAUGACGGAACGCAAAGGAGGCUCUGAUGUUGCUAGUGGCACAGAGUCAGUGGCCAGAGAGCAGCCAGAUGGCACAUAUUGCCUCUACGGCUUUAAAUGGUUUACAUCAGCCACUGAUUCAGACAUGACGCUGACCCUGGCAAGGAUCAUGGAUGCUCAGGGACGUGUAGAACAGGGCUCCAGAGGCCUGUCCCUGUUCUUCUUGGAGGUGCGAGAUAAGGAGGGGAAGCUGAAUGGCAUUGAGGUGCAAAGGCUGAAGGAGAAGCUGGGGACAAGGCAGGUGCCGACAGCUGAGCUGCUGCUGGAUGGAUCCAAGGCACAUCGGAUCUCUGCAGAGGGUCGGGGUGUGGCCUCCAUUGCCAACAUGUUGACCAUAACUAGGAUCCACAAUGUCAUCUCUGCAGUGGCUGGCAUGAGGAGGAUGAUUAACCUGGCCAGAGAGUAUGCCAGCAAGCGUGUCGUCUUUGGGAAGCUCAUCAAGGACCAUCCCUUGCACAUGCAAACCAUGGCCCGGCUGGAGGUGGAAACUCGAGGGGCCUUUCUCAUGCUCAUGGAGAUAGCCAGGCUGCUGGGAUUAGAGGAGACCAAGAUGGCCAGUGAGCAGGACCUGCAUCUUCUCAGGCUGCUGACGCCAGUUGCUAAGCUCUACACUGGGAAACAGGCGAUUGCUGUUAUUUCUGAGGGACUGGAGUGUUUUGGAGGGCAGGGCUACAUGGAAGACACUGGCUUGCCAGUCGCACUGCGAGAUGCCCAGGUGCUGACCAUCUGGGAGGGAACAACAAAUAUCCUCUCACUUGACGUGCUGCGCUCUCUCACCAAAAGCCAAGGCCAGGUUCUAGAUGCAUUCUGCUCUGGAGUGCAGGGGAAGCUGGAGCUGGCUUCCAGCAUUUCAGAACUGGAAUCUUCUGUGCAGCUACUCCAGGAUGCUCUCCACAGGCUUGGCCAGUUCACUCAAAGAGUUGGCUCAAAGGGGGCAGUUGCGAUGGAGUUAGCAGCAAGAGACUUUGCCUACACUCUGGCAAGGAUCUACACAGGGGCUCUCUUACUCGAACACGCAGCCCAGCCUGAUGCCACCUCCACAGACACUUACACAGCUCAGAGGUGGUGCAAACAGGAUCUCUGCCCCGUAGACCCAGAAGAAAAAGCUGGCUGUUAUGAUGACAAGGCAGCUUCCAUGGAUACCUACUUGGUUUAUGAGGGAAGCCCAGUUUUGAAAGGAAAGCUAUGACUUAACUGAAGCUAACUGAGAAAAUCCAUACCUCACUUUGGAAGAGAAAUUGGAUUAUAAUCCUGGUGCGUCCAGUACAAAUUGCAUUUGCUUAUAGUGUGCUUAAUAUUUAGGGUUAGGCUAAACAAAUGGGCUAUGACCAUCUAAGUAUCACCAAUAGCCUCUUUGGGCUUGUCUAUACUUACCGCGCUGGUUCGGCGGCAGGCAAUCGAACUUCUGGGUUCGAUUUAUCGCGUCUAGUCUGGACGCGAUAAAUCGAACUCAGAAGUGCUCCCGGUCAACUCCGGUAAUCCUGCUCGCCGCGAGGAGUACGCGGAGUCGACGGGGGAGCCUGCCUGCCGGGUCUGGACGGGGGUAAGUUCGAACUAAGGUAUGUCGACUUCAGCUACGUUAUUCACGUAGCUGAAGUUGCGUACCUUAGUUCGAUUUGGGGGUUUAGUGUAGACCAAGCCUUUCAGGAGGUGUUGAAAAGAAACAUGCUUAGAAUGUUUUAGGGAAACACCUGGUGGUCAAAUGCAGAUAAUGAAUUGAAUAAGAAGACUCUGACGUGCUAAUGAGUAUUCUUUUCAACACUGAGACAAGGAAACAACCAAAGCUACAUCUGAAGCCUGGUCUAAAACACAGAUGUUGCAGAAGUUUAUAAAAUUGUUUUUUAGCUUUGCAACACCACUUCCCUACCCCCUCUCUCUGAGCCCACACCCUACAUCUGCAAUGCUGCCUCCAGCAGCUUUGUGUCAGUGGAGAGUUCCCCUCCACAAGGGCAUUCUCCACUGGCCUCUUUAGCUACAAGCAUCUGGUUCCAAGGCUGUAGUAUAAGUUGAGAACAUAAGUUCCAUCUACACUGUGAUGUAACCAGGUUUCUCAACCAGGGCUAGCUCUGGCUUUUUUGCUGCCCUCAGCAAAAAAGCCUCCCGCCCCCACAGCGGGGAGCGCGCCGGGGGGAGGGUGGCGAGCCCGGCCGCGGCCCCGCUCUCCCCAACCGGCCAGAGCGCCGGGGGGAGGGCGGCGAGCCCGGCCGCGGUCCCGCUCUCCCCGGGUGAGCGCCGCCCCCCUCCAGGUGCCGCCCCAAGCACAUGCUUGGAGGGCUGGUGCCUGGGGCCGGCCCUGUUCUCAACUCAGCAGUUGCUAAGUGCAAUAGGUCCUAGCUGCAGCUGGGUAGGACAAAGAACCAUAUCAUACAUUAAGAUGAAAACUGUAUCUUAUCCUGUAACUAAACCUAUAACCAAGCUAGCUAACCAUUGUGUAGUAUUUCGGCUAGCGGUGCUUGUGAUUUUCUCUUUAAUUUCUUCCUUGUUACAAAUUUUUGCUUUAACUUAAGAUACUUGGACUUGAACAUGGAGACUCUAAGCUGGGGGCCUCUUGUUGGAGGCCCUGGAAAAUAGGACACUGACCUCUGAGGAAGCUGAGUCUGGAGCAGAUGUAAUGGUUUGAGCACCUGGCCAGAAGAAUAAAGACGAGAUCCUCUUUCCCAGGCAGAGAUGGGUCAGCAUGGUUAUAGGGGGGUGCUUGGUAGAGUUCCAGUUACCCUAGGGAUGGGUCUGAAAGAAAUGGUUACAUUUGAUUAGUGUACACAAGGAAUUGUUAAAUAGAAACUUGAUGUUAUUGAGUCAUGCAUGUCACAAGACAGCCUCGUGCAGAGAAGUACUUUAGGGCAAGUCUACACUACAAAAUUAAGUCAACCUAAGUUAUGUCGACGUACAGCCAUCAUGGUAAUUGAAUCUGUUUUCAUGUCCACAUUACGCUCAUUGUGUCGGCAGUGCACAUCCUCACCUGGAGUGCUUGCACCAAUUUAACUGCCAGCAUGGGACACAAUGGUCCGAAGAAGUGAGGUUUUUACUCACGAAAGCUUAUGCCCAAAUAAAUCUGUUAGUCUUUAAGGUGCCACCAGACUCCUUGUUGUUUUUGUAGAUACAGACUAACACGGCUACCCCCUGAUACUUGACAGUAUGGGACACAGUGGGACAGUUCCUGACAGGCAGUAACAGUCAAUGUAAGCAACACAAUGUCUACAAUGACACUGCAUCAACCUAACUACAUUGACUUAAGCACUACACCUCUCGCGGAAGUGGAGUUAUUAAUUUGAUGUAGUGGGCGAGUUACAGCGGUGCGAACUACAUUGUAGUAUAGAUGCUUAUAGAGUUAGGUCAAUGUAAGCUGCCUCUGUAGUGUAGACCAGGCCUCAGCGUAUUAGAAGUUGAAUUGUUAAGGUAUGCUACUGAGCCAAACUUAUCCCUAUAUGCUGUUUAAAAAUCAAACUUUGGUGAGAUCAAAUACACAAUGUAGUUGAUAAAAUUACAUCAGAAAUGUAAGAUCUAAGCAAUUUUUUUUUUAUAAUCCUUAUCAAAUCAGUGCAAACAACUUAAAAUGUGAAACCAUUUCUUUGAACAAGAUGGUUGAGUGAUUUGGCUAUUCUGCAAUAAAGGAGUUGGGAAAAGGUUCAA
This is a messenger RNA of Malaclemys terrapin pileata, 4528 nucleotides long. Its product is annotated as acyl-CoA dehydrogenase family member 11-like. The transcript has 14 exons. The record is from RefSeq and is a predicted model, not a curated record. Gene Ontology annotation, molecular function: oxidoreductase activity, acting on the CH-CH group of donors. The coding region runs from base 138 to 2087 and encodes 649 amino acids. NCBI's taxonomy places the organism in Eukaryota, Metazoa, Chordata, Testudines, Emydidae.